This is a messenger RNA of Mytilus californianus (California mussel), 507 nucleotides long. Its product is annotated as fibroleukin-like. NCBI's taxonomy places the organism in Eukaryota, Metazoa, Mollusca, Bivalvia, Mytilida, Mytilidae. The transcript has 5 exons. The coding region runs from base 1 to 507 and encodes 168 amino acids. The record is from RefSeq and is a predicted model, not a curated record.
AUGGGUAAAAUACAAGAAAGAAGACGUAGAUACACUUUCCGAAUGGAUCAAGGCUACUGCAGUGAAUUACCAGUUGGAAGUGUCAAUGGAGUAUAUAAAAUCUAUCCUGGCUAUGGAUUAGAAGUGAACGUAUAUUGCGAGAUGGAAUCUGACUGUCAUGGAUGGACGGUUGUUCAACGACGACUUGAUGGAAGCACAGACUUUAAUGUGGAAUGGGUAAAUUACAAGGCAGGAUUUGGUGAACUCAACAGGGAAUACUGGAUAGGAAACGACAACCUGCACGUUAUAUCGUCUUCAAAGGAUUACUUGCUGAGAUUUGAUCUGGAGGAUUUUAAUGGCGAUACAACCUACGCUAAGUACUCAACAUUUAGAAUAGGAAAUGAGGCAUUUAAUUAUAUACUAACCAUUGGCGGAUACAGUGGCACUGCUGAUUUCUUGAUUGACAACAUAUUCCCAGAUGUUUCCCAUGUUUCCCAGAUGACGACGGAUAGGUUCCAGUUGUCGUAA